Messenger RNA from Orycteropus afer afer, 786 nucleotides. Lineage: Eukaryota; Metazoa; Chordata; Mammalia; Tubulidentata; Orycteropodidae. The record is from RefSeq and is a predicted model, not a curated record.
AUGAAUGUGGACCUCUCAGAGAACCAGCUGGGGGCCGUGGGAGCCCAGACCCUCUGUGCCGCCCUGGUGGCAAACCCGGCCCUGAGAAAGGUGCAGCUGGCAGGGAACGGCCUGGAGGAGCGGGCGGCCCUGUCCCUUGCUGAGCUCCUGCUGGUCCACACCAGCCUGCGGUCGCUGGACUUGAGCCAUAAUGAGCUGAGUGAUGGAGCAGGAGAGACCCUCGGACCAGCUCUGGCUGAAAACACAGGACUCACCGAACUCAACGUAAGCUGGAAUCACCUUCGAGGCCCAGGAGCCGUAGCCUUUGCCAGGGGACUGGAGGCGAACACCUUCCUGAAAGUCCUGGAUAUCUCAUAUAAUGGCUUUGGUGACCCUGGGGCCUCGGCGGUGGGUGAGGCCCUCAAGGUCAACAACGUGCUGGAGGAACUCAACAUGAGUUUCCGCCGUCAACUCUUCAGCCUCUUUCUUCAGGACCAAGCCCCGGCUUUAAGCCACACGCACAUCCUUCCUGACGCCAUCAAAGCUCUCACCCAAGUGUCCAGGAAUCCUAUGCGAAGCGAAGGCUGCUUUGGGCUCCUCAAGUCUGUCCAGGAUAACCCGGCAUCUGCCCUUGAGUUACUGGAUUACUCUGACAACCAGGUGACCAGAGAGUUUGAUGAUCUUGUUAAUGCAGUGAAGGUAAUUCUCCCAGGGCUGCACAUAAAAGCAGGUGCUCACAGAGUGGAAUACAAGCAAGAGUUGUUGCCAGACUUCAAAGCGUCCUCACCAGCAUCUACCUCUCACUGA